Molecule: messenger RNA, 519 nt
Organism: Perkinsus marinus ATCC 50983
Lineage: Eukaryota; Perkinsozoa; Perkinsida; Perkinsidae
Product: adenylosuccinate lyase, putative
Exons: 6
Coding region: 1-519 (172 amino acids)
Biological process (GO): IMP biosynthetic process
Molecular function (GO): N6-(1,2-dicarboxyethyl)AMP AMP-lyase (fumarate-forming) activity
Source: RefSeq, a predicted model, not a curated record
AUGCCUCACAAGGUCAACCCGAUAGACUUCGAAAAUGCUGAGGGUAACUGUGGUGUGGCGAUCUCGAUGUUGCAUCAUUUCUCAACUAAGCUGCCUAUCUCCCGAAUGCAGAGGGAUCUGACAGACAGUACGGUACAGCGGGCAGUCGGGUCCGCUUUUGCCCAUACUAUUAUAGCCAUUGAUUCCACUAUCAAGGGCCUCAGCAAGGUCAUGGUGUCCGCUCCUAUUGCCAACCGUGAGCUCGAGGAUCAUUGGGCGGUGACUGGGGAAGCCGUGCAAACCGUCAUGAGACGAUACGGGCUGGAGAGACCUUACGAACGUCUGAAGGAGUUCACUCGUGGUCGUGAAAUUGAUGCCACUUCUAUGAAGGAGUUCACAGAGAAUAUCGGUCGUGAGAUUGGAGAAGACAAGCCCGGCGUGAAGGGUCUUGAGAACCUCACCCCUCAGACAUAUAUCGGGUUGGCCCCUGUCAUUGCUCGUAAAUACGGCACACCAGUGGCAGAGAAGAAAAAUGACUAG